UAAGAUGAUGAAUGAAUGAAUACUGAUGGAGUGUGGUCUUUUCCUGCCCUCACAGUGGUGCUGAUUGGAGACUCCGGCGUGGGGAAGAGUAACCUAUUAUCCCGUUUCACACGGAACGAAUUCAAUCUGGAGAGCAAAAGCACCAUUGGAGUGGAGUUUGCCACUAGAAGCAUCCAGGUGGAUGGGAAGACAAUAAAGGCCCAGAUCUGGGACACAGCAGGCCAGGAGCGCUAUCGUGCCAUCACCUCUGCCUAUUACCGUGGUGCUGUCGGGGCACUUCUGGUUUAUGACAUUGCCAAGCAUCUGACGUACGAGAACGUGGAGCGCUGGCUGAAGGAGCUCCGGGAUCACGCAGACAAUAAUAUUGUCAUUAUGCUAGUGGGGAACAAGAGCGAUCUGCGUCACCUGAGGGCCGUGCCGACGGAUGAAGCCCGUGCUUUUGCAGAAAAAAACAAUCUGUCGUUCAUUGAAACUUCAGCACUUGACUCAACAAAUGUAGAGGAAGCCUUCAAGAACAUCCUUACAGAGAUUUAUCGCAUUGUGUCCCAGAAGCAGAUUGCAGACCGGUCUGCCCAUGACGAGUCUCCUGGAAACAACGUGGUGGACAUCAGUGUGCCCCCCACCACCGACGGACAGAAAUCCAAUAAACUCCAGUGCUGCCAGAACCUGUGACAUCCCUCGGCUGCUGCCUGUCCUUUCCUUGGUCUGUCCUUCAGAUGGAGACGUGUGCGCACUUCCCUGGCAUCUCUCCUGUCCUUUGCUGACUCCUCUUCCCUCCCUUCCAUUUUAGAGCAUUAUCAAGAGGGCUAACAUUCCCUUGCCUGUGACUAGCUUUGAAUGUAGUGAUGGGGAAGGGGGCCGUUCGAAAUUCCGCCUUGAGCCAGGAAAUGUUUUCUUGUGUGUGUUUGUUCUGUUUACACGAAUGGGAAGGAUGUGGGCUGUUUGUUCCAACGGGAGAAAUCACUGUGCUUGAGGAACACACAGGGAGCGCUGUCCUCAGUUUCCAUUGAGGCUGUUUUGCAGGCACAAAAGAACUUUUAAAUCAAAGGAAACAACCACCCUUUUCUGGCUUCUCAGAGCCACUUUGGUAGUGGUCUUACGUCCUGUUGGUGUAUACAAACGCCUGCACACUCACACCUGAAAUUCAGUGAUGAGGACGUGGUUCUGUGGCUUGUCCACCUCCCUCUCUUUGGCCUUCUUUCCUGCUCUAACGCAAGUGGGUUUGGUCGCGUCGCUUUCCCUGGUUUCCCUCAGACCAGCCCACUUCUUUCUCUUGGUUCCCCCCCUUCAGUUUGGGACAGUGAAGUAUGUCUGUGCGCAGAGAUCUCGGCCUUCUCCCGAGCCGCCACCAAGACUGCGUGCGGGCCCUGGGAACUGGCUCCGAGAGGUCACUUUCUGGCAUCAUGCUGAUGAGUUUAGUACAUGAAGUGCCAGCUGAUGGCUUUCUGGGAGCUGCCCUGUGAUCCCUCUUCACCUGUGCACUGUAGGAAUGCUUCCUCAAGUAUCUCCAAGAUUCUGUCUUUGCAUGUUGCUUUCCUCCUCAGCCUUCCUCUGCCCUUCAAACCCCUUCGGAUUGAGUGUGAAGCAAUAUUUUUCAUGCCUUGUACAUAACUUGCACUGGUAAGGUUACUUGGAUGAAUAGUUGUAGAGAAUCAGAUACUUGAUAGCUCCUUUUUUGUAACGUUUGAGCAUCUUGGAAUUUGUAUUAUCCCCUUGCAGGUCAUUUGCUCUUUAUUUCUUACCUCCCUGAUAUGCAAGCGUUUGUAUUCGCCCUUUUGAACCCCACCCUUCCUGGCUUGUUUCUCUCUCAUCUUGCUCCCCUGAGGGUUUAAGGCUUCCCCCCCCUAAAUUCUUACCGUACUCGGUGCACUGGAAAUCUAACAUUGGCAGGGUUAAAAUACUAUGUAUCCAAAAUAAGAAUGUCUGCUGGGAAGCCAUCAUUUGCAAGAAAAGAUCUUGGUUCCAGUGAACUUCCUAUCUUCCACUAGUUCUUGUGCUGUUCAGUUUUUGAAGCAAGGAUGAAAAUAACUGGUGGGGUGUGGAUUUCCAAGUCGUCACAACAGUCUCUGGCUAGGAGGCAGUUAUUGCUGGGCAGCCAGCAGUGCUCUGUGUGUGUGUGUGUGUGGUAAGCAAAAUUUUGGUCUUGCCCCAUUCACCUGGGGCAUGUUCAUGUGAUCAGGACAGCUGCCACAGCUUCUGUUUUCCUGGUUGGCCAAAAAUUCUUCAGAAGAUAACACCUACAUUCCACUAAACUCUUGCCUAGAUUCUCAAACAGCACAUGUUUUUUCAGCCAGUUGACAAAAUAAAAAAUUCCCAUUUUGCUGUUGGAAUUUUUUAACCUCUGAUCUAUUGAGAAAGCCUGGGAAGGAAGGAAGCUGCUGGUGCCCUGCCAGCUAAUCUCUGGAACAGAGGUGGCCCUUUCCCUGGGAUUGGCAGUCUGCUUUUCAAGUGGGGUUGCUGAGUCAUAAUGCAUGUAAGAAAACAAGAUAAUUUAUUUUGGAGCCUGGCCAUUUGUCCCUCUUUGGAUGUUGAAUGAUGUUGCAGUCUGCCCAAGCCACAAAGACUUCGUAAUCGUGGCUUGGCGAAGCGGGGAGGGCAGUUUGUUCUGAGGACAGUUCUGGAGGCAAGCUCGCCGCUCAGGCCUUCAUGCUUAUCUCAGACAGUUUCUUGGAGCCCUUCCGUCUUCCGUGUGGAAGACCCUGCGUAAGUUGGCAGGAGGUGGUGCUGGUUGCUGUUGCCUCAGCACUUUUUUCCGUCAUAUCCGCAUGUUAUGAGGGAUUUGUUUCUUCCACUGAGCAAGGCAGUCCAGAGUGCAGAUUCAGCCAUUAUGUAGCUGGCAGAGGAAAUGUGACUCCCUAUACAGUACAUGAACAGCCACCCACUUUAAGAGAACUGGCACCUAGUCGGUUGGUUUGGGUCUCCCCUUCCAGGCUAGAGGUACUGUAGUAUUUGGAUAGAAAGUGGGAAAGGUACUUCAGAUUCAGCACGGAUGUAGUCCCUGCACCUGUCAGCCCCACCGCAUGGCUUCCUUAAAGGGCUGCUGAUGGGCACAGUUCGUGUAUCCACCCCAGACCUGAAGCCUCUUUUCCACUUGGAUCCAAAUGCCUAGACUUCCUAGCAGAUGAGAUAGUUUUUUACUUUCAAUUUUAUGGGAGAGAAGGUUUCACUGUGGGAUUAAAAGCUAUCCUGUUUCUUGGGCCCUGGGCUCCACCCUAAAUUGCAUCCAACUUGAGCUUUGGAAUAGUCACUGGAUCCUUCUUCCCACAGCAAGGAGUCAAUCUCAGGUGACUCCCCUCUGACUUCGGUUCUGGAGGCUUGGCUCAAGGGAGCUGAGAAGUAAUUCCAAGAAGACCCCAAACAGCCCCUAAGAGGACGAAGGGAGAGAAGAAGAUUGGAGAUGUCGGAAGAAGUCCUCACGGAAGACCUCAGGAGUCCUUCCAAGGAGGGCAAGUUACUAGUUCACACACUACAUGCUUGUGUUUUUAAAUAACAGUUCCAUGGUAAUAUCUCCCUGCUAUGGAUAGUAGUCUGGCUAAACUAAAUAGGAGAAACCUGGAAGCCCCCUAUUCUCCUUUGUGCUCCUUAGCCUUUGCCUGAGUGGGUUCUUCUCUGCUCCCCAUGCCUUAGACUUGCUAUUGCUAACUCUCUGUUGCCCCCUCUGCUGCUGGAACCCUUGGUGCUGAAGGCCCCAGGGCUGAGGCAGAGGAGAAAGAAACCCUGGGCGGCUUCUGCCCGGCCCCUGCUUUGGGAAAAACAGCUCCCUUUCCCUCUUGUGUCUAGAUGGUGUGCUCCCCUGGCCGUGUGGUGCUUGGUGAGCAAGGAGGGUUGCUAGAACGAUCUUUGGCACCCAGCAACAGGGAAAGUAAACCCCUUGAGGUCUCUCUGCCUCAAGAACCCAGACCUGAACGCGAGGUCUCUCUGAUAAAAGCAGCAGCAGCAGCAGCAGCAGCAGUCAUUAUGAGGGCCUUGAAGAGGGCCAUGCAGCAGUUCUGACUUGGGGAAUGACACAGGGGCUCCUCCUCCCAAAAUACUGGGGCUUGGAAUCAGCCCCAGGGUGCUGGUGAAACUCUGGAAAGGCUGUGAAACCUCUUCCCUUGCUUGGUUGAACACUCCUGGGGCCAGUAAAACCUCUGGAGGUCGUGGGGUGAUGGAGGAGUCAAGGUUUUUUCUCUUAUUUGCUUCCUGCAGAUUCUUUGUUAAGUGCAAUUCCCCUUGUAAAUACGCCCUUGGAUUUUGUGCAUGGUUAUUAUGUAUUGUGGAUAUAUAAAGAUUGCCAAACCAAA
Molecule: messenger RNA, 4283 nt
Organism: Python bivittatus (Burmese python)
Lineage: Eukaryota; Metazoa; Chordata; Lepidosauria; Squamata; Pythonidae
Source: RefSeq, a predicted model, not a curated record